Molecule: messenger RNA, 1062 nt
Organism: Juglans regia (Persian walnut)
Lineage: Eukaryota; Viridiplantae; Streptophyta; Magnoliopsida; Fagales; Juglandaceae
Product: fructose-1,6-bisphosphatase, chloroplastic-like
Exons: 4
Coding region: 1-930 (309 amino acids)
Biological process (GO): fructose 6-phosphate metabolic process; fructose metabolic process; sucrose biosynthetic process
Cellular component (GO): cytoplasm; cytosol
Molecular function (GO): fructose 1,6-bisphosphate 1-phosphatase activity
Source: RefSeq, a predicted model, not a curated record
AUGAAGCUGUAUUUUGCAAAGGAUUUGUUUUUGGAUUUGAUGCAGAACCCAAAGGAGGAAGUGAACAAUUGCUCUCAGUUUAAACUAAUGAUGAGGGAGGAGGAGCAAAUGCAGAGGGCAAAGGUUGCAAAACAGAUUCCUUGGAAGUCAAGUGGUCGCACAGAGAUUAUAGCAUCAGAGGAAGAAGAUGUACCUGUUGCAGUGGAGGAAACUUACUCUGGACACUACAUUGUCGUGUUUGACCCUAUUGACGGAUCUGCCAAUAUUGACACCGUCUUAACUACUGGCUCCAUCUUUGGCAUUUAUGGCCCUGACCGGCAAUGCCUCGUCGACCUUGACGAUGACUUCACGCUCGAUCAAGCAAAACAGAAAUGCAUCAUCGAUGUAUGCCAACCAGGCAGCAACCUACUGGCGGCUGGCUAUUGCCUGUAUUCAAGCUCAGUUGUCUUUACCCUUUCAAUAGGGAAAGGGGUGUUUGCAUUCACCUUGGACCCAUCAUAUGGAGAAUUUGUUUUAACACAUGAAAAUAUUAAGAUUCCAAAAACAGGGAAAAUAUAUUCAUUCAAUGAAGGUAAUUAUGACCUAUGGGAUGAAAAACUGAAGACAUACCUCACUCACCUCAGGCAGCCAGGCUCCAAUGGAAAGCCCUAUUCUGGCCGUUACAUAGGAUGCCUUGUCGGUGAAAUCCAUAGGAUGCUGCUCCGUGGUGGUGUCUAUGGCAACCCCAAGAACAAGAACAGCAAAAAUGGGAACUUGAGACUCUUGUAUGAGUGUGCACCAAUGAGCUAUCUAGUAGAACAAGCUGGAGGGAUUGCUACAGAUGGUCACCAGAGAAUACUUGACAUCAAACCAGUGCAGGUUCACCAGCGUACACCAAUAUUCACUGGAAGCCCAGAUGAAAUCGAGAAACUGCAAACAUACUUGCUUUGAUCACAUAUGUCUUAAUUCUGCAUUCAGAUUAUUCCUUUGAAUAUGUUUUAAGCAUUUCAACACAUUAGAACGAACAUAGAAAAGGGAGAAGGAUAAGUACAUCUGACCAGGAAGUCAAUUUCAAAAUUAAUU